Messenger RNA from Penicillium mononematosum, 252 nucleotides. RefSeq lists its product as uncharacterized. The transcript has 2 exons. The record is from RefSeq and is a predicted model, not a curated record. NCBI's taxonomy places the organism in Eukaryota, Fungi, Ascomycota, Eurotiomycetes, Eurotiales, Aspergillaceae. Bases 1 to 252 code for a protein of 83 amino acids.
AUGUCUGUCGAGGAGAUACAGGACAAGCAAGGCAACGAUAUCAAUGAAGGUGACUUUGUCAACACCACGUUUAGAGGCGGGUCACAUGAGGGCAAGGUCCAAACAAUCGUCAAGGAUGAAGCCAGUGCCCAACGUGAGGGUGUGCGCAGCUACCCCAAGGCAAGUCCGACAUCAGCGAGACAAUGCUUUUCGUUAUUCUUGAUCAUCAUUCCCAUGGUUCUCCGGAUCGUUGUCCUCGAUCUUCUUAACUAA